GUUGAAAAGCUUCACACAGGAAAUUUGCUUUGAAGUCCUUGGAAAUAUUCUCUGUUACUCAGGUCAACUCAGAAUGUAGAAGCACAACACAGACGUAUCAUCUGACCCUCAGACAGACAUGAAUCUACACACACACACACACACACUAAGAAACGUGUGCUGAAUUAAAAAAAGAAAGAGGCUUUGCAGAAGAAUGUGCUGCUAUAAAAAACAGUCUUCCUCCAGUGGUCAUGCAAUUAGUAUAAUUUGGAGUCUCCCAGAACAUGCGUGUGGGUGUAUGUGUGUGUGUAUGUGUGGGGGGGGGGCUACAAUACAGCCAGAGUCAGGAAGUCGGGUGAGCACAGUGCUCUUCUGAGCCACAGAGGAGAUAGAAACACAAUCUCGCACACACACACACACUCUGCCACACAUACAUACAACACACACCGGGAUGACAUUCCACUGAGACACUACACUACACAAGUAUUUGAUUCCUGAGCACAAGCAUUUUAAUGUCUAUCCUUAAGAACCUCCCGGGGAGAAACCAUGGGAAUGGUGACCUCAUCCUGCCCAGGUUAAACUUGGACCUGAACCCCUUCGAGGAGGUGGACCUUGAGGAAGAGAGGAAUGAGGGUGACCCCCCCAUUUUGGGGGUCCGUGGAGGAAGAAUCUUCCAGCGCAGGUCGUCACGUGACGGGGAAGAGGAGGAGAAUGAGGUGAACACGGAGAGGCAUGGCCCCGAGGCCCCUAAAGGAGGAGGGGGGAGGCCCCUGAGGGGAACCCUCGAGCGGCUGUGCGGCUCUUCGCCCCUGAAGACCCUGGGGAAGCUGGGGAAGGGGCUGCGUAUGUCGGGGUGCAGCGUGUGGGGGACCAGCCCAUCCCAGCGAUGCCGCACAGACCCCCACUCGCCCCAGCCAGAGAAAGAGAAGAGGAAGGGCCUCCGCAGGAGCUCAGAGGAGAUCAUGACCCUGCUCCGAUUUGCAGGGCGGCGGAAGCAGACGCAGCACAGAGAGAGCCUGCCCUGUGGUGACCUGAGCACCGACAGCGAGGCUGAGUCCUGCCACCGUCCCUCCUUCCUCAGGAUGGUCAGCCUUGCCAAGCUGAAGAGGGAGUCCCUGUCGGACCACAACUCCCAGGAGACCGAGGAGGAGCUGGAGGAGGAGCCACCAGUGGUAAUCCCCAGGGAACCUCUCUCAGUUCUGGAGAUCCUGCAGCUGGUCAACCAGAGGGACCUCCUCCUGGCCGACACACACAUCCAGGAGCUGGAGCGUGAGUACGAGCUGAUGGCCCUCCUGCCCCACCCCCCCACACCUCCAUCCACUCUUCCCAGAGUGACCCAUCACGGGUCCUUCGACGACCCCUCCAGCCCCAAUGUGUCACGGGACGCCAGCCGUCGCAAGGCCAAGGAUGUGGAGUUGCUGUACGAGGCCCUUCAGAAGGAGAUGUGGGACGUCGUGAGGGAGUCCCUCCGACAGCCAACGGCCGGGCCCAAACUGGGGCUGGUGGUGCUGGUCAUCCAGCAGGAGGAGCAGGCCGACACCGCCCAGGCACAGAAAGAGGAGACCCAGCCCCUGAGGGAGGACCUCCAGCCCCAUCCUAGCCAGCGGCCUCGUCAGUUCAAGCUGAAAUGGCGGCAGGCGGUGGGGGAGGCAUCUGACUGGAGCCUGCCCCAGCAGGUGAAAACUCAGGCAGGGCAGCUAGCCUCGUACCUGGAGCGGCUGAGGGGCCGCAUGGUGGACGACCUUGAUGCGGCGCGGAGGAACGUUGUGUCGGUCUACCCGGAGGAGUUCCAGGCCUUCCAGGUGUACGUGCAGAGCUACCACCGGGCGGUGGUCCGACGCCUGAACAUCAUCACCAGCUCCCAGCUGCAGAUCACUGAUGUCUACUCCCUGCUGGACUGGUUCUACAACAUCUACAACAGGGAUGUCCUGGGCACCGUUGGCACGAAAACCCCUAUUAACUACUCCCCACUGGAACCCCUACUGCAUCGAGAUACAGUGGACCGACUGGAACAGGACUGCCUGAACACUGUCAGGGAGAAGGUGACCACAGAGCUCACUCAGGUUCUGGAUGAGGAGGAGAGGCGGUGGGCCCAAAUGCUGCACGUAGAGGAGUACCAAUCCAAUCUGGCCCGCUCCAUCAUCCAGAGACUGAAGGUGGACCUGGACAGAUCCACAACUGUAAGCCCGUUUCUGGGGGCCAGGGUGGCCCGCUGCAGUCUAAAUGGACUGUCUGACUUCCUGUACAGUUUCCAGAGAAAAGUGGAGAUGUUCCAUGAGACCCAGGCUGAGUUUGGGGACCGGGGUGAUGGAUACAUCUCCAGGACCAUCGCUCUGGUCAACUGUUGUCCUCCUCUGAGGUCCUUUGUACGGCGGUGCAGGCAGUGUGACCCACAGGGCAGUGAGGAGUCCACACAGAGCGCUAACUCCUCCCUGGACAGGAUCGUUAACCAAUCAGGGAGGGUUCUGACAGAAAAACUAUUUGAGCACAUCAGGCCGUUCUGUGACAAGCUGGUGAAGAGGAAGUGGCUAAACAACACUGAGGCCUUUGAGGCCAUCGAAGCAAGCAUCAAGCAACACUUUAAGAAGUUCAGAAGAAUGGACUGCCCACCUUAUCAGAUACUGGUAGGGGAGGUACACAGGCGGGUCCUGGUGGAGUAUGUGCGUGCGAUCAUGCGAGGACGGAUCAUCUGCACAUCAUCGAAGAUGAGGAAGAGGAUGGCGUUCCGACUUCAGGACGAGGCCAAGCAGCUCAAAGGACUCUUCAAAGACCUGGAGUCAGGAUCCUCUUGGCUGGACAGUGUCCUCGCUCAUCUGGCUGACAUCAUUCUACUGGAGGACACUCCGUCCAUCCAGAUGGAGGUUGCUGUUCUGGUGAAGGAGUUUCCAGACAUACGGAAGAAGCACAUCUCCACCCUGCUGAACGUGCGGGGGAUGAUGCAUCAGGCGGAGCGCCAGGAGAUCCUGAACAUAGUCAGAGACUUCGAGAGCAGUGACAGCUCUGCCCUGCUAUGCAGGGAUCACGUCCUCUUCUCAGACAUCCCCGUCACCUCCGAGGUGCACUGCAUCAACCUGGGCCUCAUCCGCGUUGCCAUGACCCUUGCCAACUGGUUUUCAGAGGCCCGGCCUCGACGGCACCGCAGGAGAACCCCCAGGAACAGAACCACGCUGCCACCGGAACCCCCGACCGAGGAGAAGGAUAUGGAUGAUGAUUGACUUCAAGGAAAAUUAUAUGGAGCGCAUAGUGUUUGGUAGAACAGAGGUUCACCCGUAACACUCGUAAUUCUGUAUCGAUGUGUUCAUUUUUAUGACUAAUUAAUACUGAUGGAGCGUAAUGAUUAAAUUGUUUGGCUUUCUGCUGUAAAUAACAGAGGUAGAGGUUUGUUGUUGACGACAAUUUGAUGAGCACUCAAUCCUAAAAUCUGUCAUAUUAUGUGCUGCAACUACUACUAUGGGGCGGAAUCACACAAAUACUGUGAAACGUACUACUACUGAUAAGAAAUGAAAGUCUCCAAAGAAACGUGAAAAUAUCAAAUACCGCUUUUAAUUAAUCUGUUAAUUGACUUCUCACUCAUUUACAGACAUUUCAAUGGAAUGCGAUAAAAUUAACUUGAUCUCAGGUACCACACGUACAAGCUCACCUACUGCACCUCGAGCUCAGAUAUUUCUUCCAUGUUUAGAAUGAGUACCAGUACACAGUUGUAUUGCUUGAAUUGAUUUUAAGGCACACUUGAAACACAGAUUUUGUAUCAUCUAUGAAUUUAUCACUUCAAUGGUUUUGUAAACCUUAUUGGGUAACACUUUACAUUAAGGCAGUGUUUCUUGAUCCUGGUCCUGGGGACAAAAGGGUGUACAUUUCUAACACACUUGAUCCAACUAAUCAACUCAUCAUCAAGCAUUUCGAUGUGAAUCAGGUGUGUUAGUGCUAGGGCAAAAACAAAAAUGUGCACCCCUUUGGGUCCCCAGGACCAGGAUUGAGAAAUACUGCAUUAAGGUAUACUUUAUACGUGAAUAUUUAGUUAAUAAACUGUUAAUUAUUAGUUUAACGAUAGCUUACAGCUAACCAAUGUGUUAUAACUGUUUAUAACUUUUAUAACUAUCUAUAAAUUAACAAUUAAUUGUUUAUCAACUACUUGGGAAAAGGGGGUACCUAGUCAACACAACUGAAUGUAUUCCACCGAAAUGUGUCUUCCGCAUUUAACCCGACCCAGGAGACUGCGUGAAUCAGGCCUUCAUGUUCGAAUUGCUGCA
This is a messenger RNA of Coregonus clupeaformis (lake whitefish), 4229 nucleotides long. RefSeq names its product exocyst complex component 3-like. The transcript has 13 exons. The record is from RefSeq and is a predicted model, not a curated record. Bases 492 to 3194 code for a protein of 900 amino acids. Gene Ontology annotation, cellular component: exocyst. Gene Ontology annotation, biological process: exocyst localization; exocytosis. Lineage: Eukaryota; Metazoa; Chordata; Actinopteri; Salmoniformes; Salmonidae. Gene Ontology annotation, molecular function: SNARE binding.